This is a messenger RNA of Coniosporium apollinis CBS 100218, 999 nucleotides long. Its product is annotated as acetolactate synthase I/III small subunit. NCBI's taxonomy places the organism in Eukaryota, Fungi, Ascomycota, Dothideomycetes. The transcript is spliced from 2 exons. Gene Ontology annotation, cellular component: acetolactate synthase complex; mitochondrial nucleoid. The record is from RefSeq and is a predicted model, not a curated record. Gene Ontology annotation, molecular function: acetolactate synthase regulator activity. Bases 1 to 999 code for a protein of 332 amino acids. Gene Ontology annotation, biological process: branched-chain amino acid biosynthetic process.
AUGGCUAUCCGGCGAGCUCUCGCAGCUCUGCCCACUCGCAUUCCCUCAAUUCGACCCGCAACCCGAGCAGUCGCCUUGACACAGCAACGCUUCGACUCCUCCUCCUCCACCUCCGCCCUCGCCUACAAAGCGCUCCACCGCCGCAUCGCCCCUCUCCCCACCUCAGACGCCCCCUCCGCCUGGUCCGCUCCUGCAGCCGUCAGCAGCAUCCUCUACGAGACACCGCUCCCCUCACAAGCUCCGCCCAAACGGCACAUCCUCAAUUGCCUCGUGCAAAACGAGCCCGGUGUCCUCUCGCGUGUAUCCGGCAUCCUCGCCGCGCGCGGCUUCAACAUCGACUCGCUGGUCGUCUGCAACACCGAGGUCGACGACCUGAGCCGCAUGACCAUCGUGCUACAGGGCCAGGACGGUGUCGUCGAGCAAGCGCGGCGGCAGCUGGAAGAUCUGGUGCCCGUGUGGGCCGUGCUCGACUACACAGGUGCACCGCUAGUGCAGCGAGAGCUGUUGCUGGCGAAAGUAUCCAUCCUCGGCCCCGAGUAUUUCGAGGAGCUGCUCGCGCAUCAUAGGGAGAUGGUCGGAGCUCCAGAGAGCCUGGAAUCCGAGGACCUCCUUGAGUCAGACGCAGCGGACGGCGAUAUCGCAGAAGGAGCGAUGCGCAGACAGGCGUCACAGGGCGCCAGGGAUGACUUCCAUCCGUCGAGGUUGGCGGUCAGCCAGGCGCUGAGGCAUAAGCAUGAGCAUUUGGAGGCUAUUACGCAUCUCACGCAUCAGUUUGGCGGGAAGGUGCUGGAUAUUAGUACGAAUAACUGCAUUGUGGAAAUCUCGGCUAAGCCGACGAGGAUUGACAGCUUUUUGAAGCUUGUUGCGCCCUUUGGCAUUCUGGAGAGUGCUCGGACUGGUUUGAUGGCCCUCCCGCGGUCACCCCUGCAUGGCCCCAACGAGGUCGAGGAGAAGGAGGCACAAGACGUUGUUGAUGCGAGCCAGCUGCCGCCCGGUUAA